UUCUCGGUCAAUAAGAGCUGUUCGCGAAAUGAACAAAUUAUUCAAUCCGAUUCUUAAAUGAAUCAUCCAGAACAGUUUAUUGAACCGGUUCAACACAUUCAUUGAAAAGAUUCGAAACACGAGCGAUUCGUUCAUCAUUCGGACAUCGAUAGAUCGGGUCAUCGACAACAACGUAGUAAAAUUCAGAGCAGUUUAUUUUCGUGUGCAAUGACAUAAAAAUGACAUAUGCUGCACAUUUUCCUCUGACUGCACAAAAGUAGUGAUUUCUUUAGAGGUCAUGGCGACGUCACAGAGUUGUUCUGCUGACUUUGUACUCGGCAUGGAUCUGGGCACCACAUCAGUUAAGGUCGUGCUGUUGGAGGCGCAGUCCAACAGAGUGACAGACAGUAGGAGUUUCCCUACAAACUCUGAUAUCUGCACCACAGACACACAUGCCAAAGAGCAGGAUCCUGCACUAAUAAUUGCGGCUCUGGACCAAUGCAUGGAUGCUUUACCCAAAGAAAAGCUGAAAAAAGUCAAGUGCAUUGGAGUAUGUGGACAAAUGCAUGGCAUUGUGUUGUGGAAAUCUAAAUCAGGCUGUGAAUGGCUAAGUAAAGAUGAAAUCAUUAGAUUCAUUCCCAAAGAAGACGUCAGUCAGCUGAUCACCUGGCAGGAUGGGCGCUGCAGCGCUGACUUCUUGUCUUCCUUACCUAAACCAGACUCCCACCUGAGUGUGGCCACUGGCUUUGGUUGUGCCACCAUUUUCUGGUAUUUGAAACACAGGCCAGAGUUCCUGUCAGAUUUCAGUGAUGCAGGCACCAUCCAAGACUACGUGGUUUCCAUGCUGGGAGGUCUUGACAAGUGUGUCAUGACUGGACAAAAUGCUGCCAGCUGGGGUUACUUCAACACAACCACCAACCAAUGGAACACACAAAUUCUGAAGGAGGCGGGUUUCCCUGUGCACCUCUUGCCUGUCGUGGUGGAGUCAGGAGCUGUGGCUGGUUACACUUCCUCUGAGUGGUACGGCAUCCCUGCUCACACACCGGUCGGGGCGGCGCUGGGAGACUUCCAGUGUAGUGUGUACUCCUGCAUGACUGACAGAGGAGAUGCAGUGCUGAACAUGAGCACUUCAGCCCAGCUGACGUUCGGCAUGCCUGCAGAGUUCAGCCCUCCCAGUUCUCCAGACACCCUCUGCCCUGUCGCUUAUUUCCCAUACUUGCACGGCUCCUAUCUGGCAGUGGCCGCAUCACUCAAUGGAGGCAAUGUCAUGGCCACAUUUGUCAGAAUGCUGGACUCAUGGAUGAAGGAAUUUGGAUUGGAAGUAAACGAAUCCAGAAUCUACUCCCAGCUGAUCCAGUCUGCCUUGGCACAGCCUAAUACUGACCUAACCGUGACUUCGACUCUACUAGGAGAGCGGCACGACCCCACCACCAGCGCCAGCGUCUCGCAAAUCUCGCCCUCUAACCUCUCUCUGGGUCACAUGACUCGGGCUGUGUGCAGGGGCAUCAUUGAAAACCUGGCCACUAUGAUGCCCCCUCAGAGCCUGCAGGCUGCUGGGGUGAGGUGUAUUAUUGGCAGUGGCAGCGCUCUGUCAUGUAACCCCGUUCUGCAACAGGAAGUGGAGAGAGUGUUUCCAUUUCCUGUAGUCUAUGGAAAAGAUGUGGACUCGGCAGUUGGAGUUGCCAUGGUGUUUUUAUUGACCAAACAUAAGAAGACACUAUGCCUAUGAUGUUUGUCUCUGAGACACCUGACCUACUAUAAUGCUCUCUGGUAGGACUGUGUUUUUUUUUUUUGCUGUUUAGUUAAAUGUAUAAAUAAUCACAUUUUGAAAUGAAGUGUAUUUAAUUUAAAAAUGUUUUAAUACUGUACAUCCAUCAGUUUAUAAUUGUAUACUAUAUCAUUAAUUUAACUUAUUGAUUCAUUUUUUGACUGUCAAGAUCUAAUGUUAAAU
Rhinichthys klamathensis goyatoka is the source of this 1930-nucleotide messenger RNA. RefSeq names its product sedoheptulokinase (gene shpk). Gene Ontology annotation, biological process: cellular response to lipopolysaccharide; carbohydrate metabolic process. Lineage: Eukaryota; Metazoa; Chordata; Actinopteri; Cypriniformes; Leuciscidae. Gene Ontology annotation, cellular component: cytosol. Gene Ontology annotation, molecular function: sedoheptulokinase activity. The transcript has 7 exons. The record is from RefSeq and is a predicted model, not a curated record. Bases 278 to 1708 code for a protein of 476 amino acids.